Molecule: messenger RNA, 3120 nt
Organism: Blastomyces gilchristii SLH14081
Lineage: Eukaryota; Fungi; Ascomycota; Eurotiomycetes; Onygenales; Ajellomycetaceae
Exons: 3
Coding region: 504-2348 (614 amino acids)
Source: RefSeq, a predicted model, not a curated record
UUGACAUCCAGCUUUUACCAUGGAAACUAACUAUAUAUCGCGAGGGCUUCAACACCUUCUGGGUAAUUGACAAACUACUACCAUUAAAGGGUCUAGCAUCGGGUUGUAAUCUACUCAACUUCUUCAGUUUUGACUCCGCAUCGUGAACCACCACACUGGCCGCCCUUGUGAUUUAUUAGUGCUUUGUUGGACAAAUUGAGUUAAUUUUAGCCCAGCCUGCAGGGCCGCAGGCUGAAUCAUGCAAAUAGCUGUUUGUCAUAGGCUGCUAUUUGGGCUUUUUGCGCGCCGUGAUUGGCUAAAUAUCCAGGUAUGGUAUGAGUGCAUAAUCCUCACUAUGGGUCAGUCUGUCUCCAAAUUAAAGGAUUCUGUGGUCUGGGGCUUGGAGCCAUUGCUUCAUAGUACGCGGGAGAAAUGCGUGAAUUGAAACCCCCCUACGGGGGUAGAGAUGUGCGCCCGCAACCGGCGAUUUCUUGACAAAAGAGAAAUACUUGUUUGAACCAACAAUGUGGAAGAAAAACCUACGAUCUAGAGGGCCCGUGAUUGGGAAUCCCGUGCUACUAACUACUACGCUCGACAAUACGACGCUGCAGACCAUGACGACUCUCAAUUCUCCCACUAACCCUCAGGGCCACCCCGACUACAACCAGCGUGAUCGCGACGAUGGCCCAGGCCUACCACCAUUGCCGUUUAAGCCGAUGGAGCCGGAUUCGCGCAGAUCAAACCUCCCUUCCCGGUCGCCAAUACCAUCUUCUAUAUAUUCAAAACGCGAUUCCCAUGUAGAAGGCAACAUGUCGUCAGCCGAUUAUAACGUGCCUCCAAGAAGAAGAAAUUCCCAGGUCUAUCAACCGGAGUUCCGCGAGAGCCAAUAUACCGAUAUUUCGCCGCCAGAUUCUCCUGUAUUUGCGCCCACUGGCCAUCAUGAGAGUCCUGACGUAUCUCCCAUAGACGAUGACCCUCCGCGGUUUCCGCCUCCAAGAGCGCCUUAUAGAGAACCUCUUAGAGAAGGCGGGCUCCAGAGUGCUGUGCCCAUAACGUUCAAAGAUGUUAAUCGCAAACCCAGCGCAGUACACGCGCCAUCUCAAUCACAUGCAUCGUCUCCGCCAUCUACAACCUUAAAUCCAAUAUCUCCGAGCCAGGCAUCGAACCGGCGUACGAGAUGGGACGAUUUUUCUGGAGAACCCACUCACGACGAGAAAGACAAGGUAGCGCAAGCCAGGCCCGGAGCCGUUGUUCCUCAGCAGGGUCCGACGAUCAAACAAUCAUCUAAACAAGGGUUUAAUCUUCUAGCCAAAGGGAAAGAGUUGAAUCAAGCGAGGAGGAAGUUGAUGGAGGGGCGCCGCCACGCUGAUAAGAAUGAUAAAGCUGAUCCCGCUCAGUUACCCCGCCCUCGAGAGCCAUGGAAAGGUGCAAGCGGACGAGCAGCAAUCGUUAAACCCAUAGAUACCAAGAAAACACCCCAACCACAACCACCGCUAAGUAUUCAAACCCAACCUCGCAAAUAUAGUGCCUCUGGUGUAGAACGCAAACCGCUCCCUCGCAAUGAUGCCGCUAGCGGACAUGCCCCUCUUACGGUAUCUAAAUCGAGAGACGCAGGCAGUGUGCCUGAUGACCCAACCAUUAAACCCAUUGUUCCAUUAAAAGCAGCCAACAACACCCCAGCAUCUACCAGAAUUCCUUCAACUCCUGCUUCUCAUUCCGUAAACAGCGGGACACCAGCACAAUCCGAAACCCCUCGGGCAACACAACCCGAAGCUCCCAACUGGGACUUUACUGCCAGGCUCCAAAACAUAACUUUAGAACAACAGCUAUCGAGCCGUUUCAGCGCGACUACAUAUGCAACAACUGAAGCACCAAGCAGUCCUCCUGGAACACCACGCGCUCAAACAGCUGAUAAAGACGCCCCGGCCCUCCCUGCCGUUCAUACGGAAAGGACAGAAACUAUAUCAUCACGAACCUUCGUCAAAGCCACUAGGCGCAAACCAACACCAUCAGAAAUCACAACAUCAUCCGCAAAGACACUACCCCGCAGCCCUCCCGAGAUGGAAGCCGAAAACCGCAUCGAGGCAAUGGAGGCUCGGCUCAACGACCUCGGCCAGCGCAAGGCGAAUAUUAACACGAUCCUCCAUGAGUUGACGCAGGUGAUACAACCCAGCUCCAUCGCGUAUGACCUGGCGACGAGGAGCGAGGUCAAGAAAUCGGUCAGCAGCUUGAACAAUGAACUUACGGAGAUUAGGAAGGAGGAACAUGAUGUGGGGAUGAAGCUUAUGAGGGCGAGGAAGAAGCAGGAUCAAGAUGAUUAUUAUCAACCGUCGAGUAUCUGGGUUAAACGAGUUACUGAGGAUUACUGAGGAAUUUGUUGGCUCCCCCUUAACCAUGUUUCAUUAUUCCUUCUUUCCUUCUUGAUUCUCGUUUGCACUCCAACCCGCCCUCGAACCGGCUUUCUUUUUCUGGUUCUUUUCUUUUGCUUUGCUUCUCUCUCUCUCUCUCUCUCUCUUUUUUUUUAAAAAAAAAAUGAUGGCUGGGCCAGAUGAUACCUUUUCUCCAAACCUGGCUACAUUUUUGGUAAUCUAUUCCUUGAUAGCCAACGAAGCUCCAGGGGUUCUCAGUUUUUUCUUUCCAUUCAUCCAUUCUGGCUUCUCUGACUUUCUUAUCUCGUCCCACUCUUCAAUAAGUAUAAGAAGGGCGCUAUUAGCUGCUUUGGCGCUCUGCUGCUCGGUCUGUUGCGUCUCGUGACUUUUUCAUUUUUCACUUUUGUUUCUGGCUCCAGAGAAACAGCCAUGAUACAUUUUAUUUUAUAUUUUGCCUGGCUUCCCAACUCCUUUCCUCCCUGUACAUGCGAGAAACUACGAUUUAUCAUGACCCUAUUAUCCCAUUCCGUCAUGCCGCGCUGUAUAUAUGAUACUUUGCUUCGUUCCCUAUCAAGAUGAUUGCUGGUGGAUGUGAAUUGGUAAAAGGUAUGUUUGAUAUUCCAGAUGUAAAAGUUUAAAAAUUAAGAGAAAAAAUAUAUCCCUUCGCAGAGACAAGAAGCCGUACUCUCAGCGUCGAACCGGUUUUGGACUGCGAGGGGUAUCUUGCGCGAAGGUAGAGGACGUCAUUUCGUUAUCCAUCACUCCAGAUCUC